Molecule: messenger RNA, 1151 nt
Organism: Heterobasidion irregulare TC 32-1
Lineage: Eukaryota; Fungi; Basidiomycota; Agaricomycetes; Russulales; Bondarzewiaceae
Product: phosphatidylinositol transfer protein
Exons: 6
Coding region: 1-975 (324 amino acids)
Molecular function (GO): phosphatidylinositol transfer activity
Source: RefSeq, a predicted model, not a curated record
AUGUUGAGCGUCGAUCAUGUCCCCCUCCCACGCCCCGCGCUCCCAUACGAUGCGACGCGUCCCGGCGAGCUCACCGCCAGCCAGGAGGAGAUGUACGCAAAAAUGCUUGCGCACUUCGACAGGCCGGACUACGCGCUGCCCCGCGCAGAGAAGGGAGAGCUUGGCGAGGAGGAGCAGUUCUGGCUGUCUCGGGAGUGCAUAUUGAGGUACUUGCGGGCUACGAAGUGGCACCUUGAGCCCGCAAUCGUGCGGUUGGAGGACACGUUGAGGUGGAGGCGCGAGUUCGGGCUCUAUGAUUUCGCUCCUGCAGACGUUGAGCCAGAGGCCGUGACUGGUAAGGAGAUCGUGUUCGGGUACGACACGCAGCGGAGGCCCGCGUUGUAUAUGGUUCCUAGUCGGCAGAACACGGACGAGUCGCCGCGACAGAUCCAGUACGCUGUGUGGAUGCUGGAGCGCACGCUCGACCUUGCGGGGCCUGGCAUUGAGUCGAUCGUGCUCAUGAUCAACUUCGCAGACCGAGCGAAGAAUCCGUCUUUGGGGACCUCUAAAACGGUCUUGAAUAUCCUCCAAUCGCACUACCCCGAGCGCCUUGGAGCCGCGCUGAUCCUGAACGUCCCCUUCCUGAUCAACGCCUUCUUCAAGCUCAUAUCCCCGUUCAUCGACCCGCUGACGCGCACCAAGAUGAAGUUCAAUCCGAGGCCGGUCGAGGACGGGCUGUUCGAUGCGGCGCAGCUGAUGAAGGACGGCGGAUGGGGCGGGGACCGCGAGUUCGUGUGGGACCAUGGGAAGUACUGGCCCGCGCUGCUGAAGAUGUGCGCGGAGACCCGGGAGGCGCAGCACGAGCGGUGGAAGGCGCUCGGCGGGAAGGUCGGGAUCAGCGAAUGGGAUUUCAAGAGGGGCGCCACCGACGGGACAGGAGAGGCGGUGGACGUGUUUGCGAGGGACGCGCCGGCGGAGGUGGGUGCUGCUGUCUGAGGUCGUGGACUUGUGAUACCGGGUUUUCGCGCGGUAUGUUGUUUACUCUACUGGAUACACAUUUUUUAGCUCGCGGUAAUAGAUGUAGAAGGCGCGAAGAAACGCCAGCCGCCGGCUGGUUGCGUCCUCCUCUUGCUCAUGGUCACAUCAUAACCGCGACACCGCCGUUCUGUUCU